Molecule: messenger RNA, 827 nt
Organism: Camelina sativa (false flax)
Lineage: Eukaryota; Viridiplantae; Streptophyta; Magnoliopsida; Brassicales; Brassicaceae
Source: RefSeq, a predicted model, not a curated record
AUGGGAAUCACGUCAUCAGCAGAUCUGAAACCGGAGAAUCCCAAUCCCAAAUCUCAAAACAACUCAGAGGAAUUGGGAGAUGAUGAUUCGUCGUCGUCAAGUGUUUGGCGAGAUCGAUUACGAGAGUUUAUGGAAGAAGGUGGUGGUUGCAAAGAAUCAUAUAAUGUUUUUCGAGAUUGCACUGAAGAAGCUGAGAAGAACAAUGAAAGUAUCGGUAAGUGUUUGCCGAUGCUGAACAAGUGUAUGGAGGCCCAUUCCGAUUACUAUCAACCUAUUCUCGCAGCCGAGAAAGCUGCUUUAGAACGGUUAACCAAGGGUUUCAACAAGCUCCCAACGGUUGGGAAAGUUUCAGAUCAUCAACAAAACGACGAGGAAGAAGAAGAAGAAGAAGAGAGGGUAUUAGCUUUCCUCAAAGGUGGUGCUUGCAAAGAUUCCUUUAUGGCUUGGCUUGAUUGUUCUGAGGAAGCUGAGAGAAACAAACAAGAUUUCAUCACUAAGUGUGCUCGAGUCUCUGCUACGUUAUCCAAGUGUUUGGAUGAUCAUUCUGAUUACUAUCAUCCGGUUCUCACUUUGGCUAAAACUGCUGAAGAACACAUGGAGAAGGAGCUCGAAGCUUUUUCUCUCCCGGAAGCAAGCUUACACAUGGAGAAGGAGCUCGAAGGUUUUUUUUUUGUUUUUAAUGUUUUGAAAAUAUAUGAUUGGUGUGACAGUCUUGUUCACCACAUUCUUUCAAAAGAUAUGAUUGAUUGCAAACUAGGAUCAGAGACCGUUCGCAAAUUAGGUACGAAGAGUUUCAAAGUUGAAUAGAAAGAAUCAUAUAGACUGAA